CCAGGAUUUCUUCUUGACGCUUCUACAAUCUUCUCUUUCCAUAUUAAACAAAACUACCUUCUACGACCUUCACUUUGCCGCUUCUCCAAGCUUUCAAGAAAACCCUUCUCCUCCGCGCUCUCUCUGCAAUUUUCGUCUCCGCAAUGGCCUCAAGACGGCUAUCGAGGUCCGCCUUGAAUGCCAUUAGAGCCUCAAGAGGAGCGUCGAGGCUCUCUCUCCAUCGUGCCCGAGCAAUCUGUGGCUUGGCUCAUGCUUUGAACAAUUCCGCCGUCAAUUCUGUGCUUCGGCCUCCGUUUUUCGACCGAAUUGCAGAGAACAAUGCCGCACCUCACUCAACCGUUCUCUAUCGCAGCUUUCACUCUUCCCCUCCUCGUUUUUCCUUCGCAGCUGGUGCCUCACAGGAUCAUCUGUCAGAGUACACUGAGAUGGCAUGGGAGGGCAUUAAUGCGGCUGUUCAGGCAGCAAUGAUGAACAGACAGCAAAUUGUAGAAUCUGAACAUUUAAUGAAAGCCCUUUUGGAGCAAAAGGAUGGAUUGGCUAGAAGAAUAUUCACAAAGGCAGGGCUUGACAACACAACGGUUCUGCAGGCAACAGAUGACUUUAUAUCAAAGCAGUCCAAUAUCACAGGUGACACCAGUGGUCCUGGAUUAGGGUCAUAUCUUAGCAUCCUCUUGGACAAUGCUCGAAAACAUAAGAAGGAAAUGGGUGAUGAUUUUGUUUCAGUAGAGCACCUUGUUCUAGCAUUUCUUUCAGAUAAAAGGUUUGGGGAGCAGUUGUUCAAGAACCUCCAGCUCAGUGAGAGAGCUUUGAAGGAUGCUGUCAAAGCUAUUCGUGGAAGUCAGCGAGUAACUGAUCAAACUGUACUAAAGGAAGUUACUGCUUCAAAUGGGCAGAUUAUUUUGUUCAUUGACGAGAUCCACACUGUAGUGGGUGCAGGGGCUGUGAGUGGUGCAAUGGAUGCUGGAAAUUUGUUGAAGCCAAUGCUAGGGCGAGGUGAACUUCGAUGCAUCGGAGCAACAACAUUGAACGAAUAUAGGAAGUAUAUUGAGAAAGAUCCUGCACUUGAGCGUAGGUUCCAACAAGUGUAUUGUGGUCAACCCUCUGUUGAAGACACAAUAUCUAUUCUCCGUGGAUUGCGUGAACGGUAUGAGCUUCAUCAUGGUGUUAAAAUAUCAGACAGUGCGCUGGUUUCAGCAGCAGUCCUUGCAGAUAGAUAUAUCACAGAACGGUUUCUUCCGGACAAAGCCAUUGAUCUUGUUGAUGAAGCGGCUGCAAAGCUGAAAAUGGAGAUCACUUCCAAGCCAACAGAGUUGGAUGAGAUAGACAGAGCUGUGAUGAAGUUGGAAAUGGAGAAGCUGUCCCUGAAAAAUGACUCUGAUAAAGCAUCUAAAGAACGGUUGAGCAAGCUGGAAAAUGAUUUGAGCUUACUUAAACAGAAGCAGAAAGAAUUAACUGAACAGUGGGAUCGUGAGAAGGUUCUAAUGACUCGGAUCCGAUCAAUAAAAGAAGAGAUUGAUAGAGUUAAUCUAGAAAUGGACGCUGCUGAGCGUGAGUAUAACCUAAAUCGUGCUGCUGAGCUCAAGUAUGGUACUUUAAUUUCCCUUCAACGUCAGUUAGAAGAAGCUGAGAAGAACCUUUAUGACUUCCAAAAUUCUGGAAAAUCCUUGCUUCUAGAAGAAGUCACUGAUGUAGAUAUUGCUGAAAUUGUCAGCGAAUGGACUGGUAUACCGUUGUCAAACCUUCAGCAGUCAGAAAGGGACAAACUGGUAAUGCUGGAAGAGGUGCUCCAUAAGAGAGUAGUUGGUCAAGAUAUUGCAGUAAAAUCAGUGGCUGACGCAAUCCGACGUUCAAGGGCAGGAUUGUCUGACCCAAAUCGACCAAUAGCUAGCUUCAUGUUCAUGGGCCCUACUGGUGUUGGUAAAACUGAGCUUGCAAAGGCUUUAGCUGGUUAUCUCUUUAAUACGGAGAAUGCUCUUGUCAGAAUUGAUAUGAGUGAGUACAUGGAAAAGCAUGCAGUCUCACGCUUGGUUGGGGCCCCACCAGGUUAUGUUGGUUAUGAAGAAGGUGGGCAACUCACUGAGGUAGUUCGUCGAAGACCGUAUUCAGUGGUACUCUUUGAUGAAAUUGAGAAGGCUCAUCCAGAUGUAUUUAAUAUUUUAUUACAGUUGUUGGAUGAUGGAAGGAUAACUGAUUCUCAAGGACGAACUGUCAGUUUUACAAAUUGUGUAGUAAUUAUGACUUCAAAUAUCGGUUCUCACUAUAUUCUUGAAACUCUUCGAAAUACACAAGAUAGCAAGGAGGCUGUUUAUGAGGUGAUGAAAGGACAGGUUGUAGAGUUGGCCAGACAGACUUUCCGUCCAGAAUUUAUGAAUCGUAUUGAUGAGUAUAUUGUUUUCCAGCCUCUGGACUCCAAAGAAAUCAGUAAAAUUGUUGAGAUACAGGUGAGUAAUCUUUACCUACCCUUUAUUUAUUUAUUCACUUAUAAGUUGAACCGGGUGAAAGACAGGCUCAAACAAAAGAAAAUUGAUCUUCAUUUUACAAAAGAGGCUGUUCAACUUCUGGGGACUUUGGGUUUUGAUCCCAACUUUGGAGCAAGGCCGGUUAAGAGAGUGAUCCAGCAAAUGGUUGAGAAUGAAAUUGCAGUGGGAGUUUUGAGAGGAGAUUUUAAGGAGGAAGACUCCCUCCUUGUUGAUGUUGAGGCGUCACCUUCAUCUAAAGACCUCACUCCCCACAACAUAUUGCGGAUCAAGAAAUUAGAGAACAGUUCUCCAUCCGAUGCCAUGGUAGCAAAUAACUGACAUUGCAUUUUGGGGCUGUCACUUGUACGUAUGGGUCAUAAUUAAUGCUUGUCUGGUUAUUUUGUUAUCGAUGAUAGAUAAUUUCCUUCCAGGAAUUUCCUCAGAAAAGACAUUGUUAGUGCUCGUGGGAAAACAACUCAACUUCUCAAGGUACAUUUCUAGUAAUAACAUAGUUACCAUUUUGUUUCAUUUGUAAAUACCUCUGCUAAAACAUACAGCAAGUUUCUGGUCUCUGAAAUACUUGAAGAGUUUCUGUCAUCAUUCCUCCUUUCUUUUUCUUUUUUUCUUUGCCAUACAGGGAUCUAUUUGUAGUAUGUUUUAAAAAAGAGAAAACAUGUAU
Rubroshorea leprosula is the source of this 3138-nucleotide messenger RNA. The record is from the annotation of a GenBank genome assembly. NCBI's taxonomy places the organism in Eukaryota, Viridiplantae, Streptophyta, Magnoliopsida, Malvales, Dipterocarpaceae.